Messenger RNA from Tyto alba (common barn owl), 1185 nucleotides. It is a transcript of the gene CUNH15orf40, whose product is annotated as chromosome unknown C15orf40 homolog. Bases 54 to 476 code for a protein of 140 amino acids. The transcript has 4 exons. NCBI's taxonomy places the organism in Eukaryota, Metazoa, Chordata, Aves, Strigiformes, Tytonidae. Gene Ontology annotation, cellular component: cytoplasm. The record is from RefSeq and is a predicted model, not a curated record.
CAUGCGCGGCGGGGCGGGGCUGGCGGGCGUCGACGGAAGGGCCGGCCCGCGCUAUGGCGGCCCGCGGCGGCUGCCGGCGGCUGCUAGCGGCGUCGGAGCGGAGCGGCGGCGGGGUCAUGCCCGGAAAGGGAAAAGGAGCCAGGAAGGGGGCCGCGGAUCCGGCGGUGGCCGCGGGACCGGUGGUGGCGGCGGGUGACGGCUGCGUGAGGGUGGCGGUUCGCGCCAAGCCCGGCUCCCGCUGCAGCGCCGUCACAGAUGUGACAGCUGAGGCAGUAGGUGUAGCUAUUGCUGCACCUCCAUCAGAAGGGGAGGCAAAUGCAGAGCUGUGUCGAUACCUCUCUAAGGUGCUAGGAGUUAAGAAGAGUGAAGUUAUUUUAGAGAAGGGUGGUAAAUCACGUGAAAAAGUGGUGAAGAUUUUUGUAUCGAUGACACCAGAUGAGAUUUUAGAAAAACUGAAAAAAGAAGCUUCCAGUUGACAUAAAACAAGAGUGAGAAAUGGCACCGUGCAUCUUGGUAAAUGGACUGAUAUUCUUUCUUAUAUAAAUCUGGUCCUGUUGAGAAUGUGGAUAAUGACUAGGGAAAGAUACUUCUUCCCCCCUGCACCUCCUUGUUAAUAUAGCUGGUUUAUAGUUGAAGUUUUUGUGUAGGUUUGAUUAGAAAACUUGCCUUUACUGAGACUCUGUAUCUGCUUCUGUCACUACAGACUUUUUUCCUCUCUGGAGAGUUUCCCUAAACAAAUGGUUUAGAAAACUUGUUUCUUAGUGAAACAAACUUCGGUUAACAAAGCAAAAGGCUUGGAAUGACAGGCUUCAGAGUGAAAAGUGGUAUGAAAGGAUGAGUCUGGAUAGUGAAGACCCUAGAAGAAUGUUCUCUUUAAUAUCUGGUGUCAGGUACUGGGUGCAGUUUUUUGUACUAUGUGCACAUAUGUACAUCUAAAAUAAACAUAUUUUAAGCCAGUAUACUGUUGUUGAUCACACAGGCAAGCUAAAAGCAGAAUCACCUGAAUAACUGAAACAAAACCGGAAUUUUGCAGUAUGAACAACUCACCCAGAACUUAGUAAUUGCAUACACGGUGUCACUUUGUAAGAGUCUGUAAUUGUUUCCUGAAAUGUAGAGAUACAAAUAUGUAUCUGCCAAAUGUAUGUCAAGUGUAAUGACUGUUUUUAAUAAAAGGGGUAAAAAGUA